Molecule: messenger RNA, 1161 nt
Organism: Gregarina niphandrodes
Lineage: Eukaryota; Apicomplexa; Conoidasida; Eugregarinorida; Gregarinidae
Exons: 1
Coding region: 1-1161 (386 amino acids)
Source: RefSeq, a predicted model, not a curated record
AUGCUUUCUGGGGAUCAAAAUGAAGGUGUGUCUAUGGCACACCAUGCAGCGGCGGUGGCUUCUGCUACAGCCCGUGUUCCCCCUCUGGUGAUCAAUGCCCCCCCGCGUAGAGAUCCUGCGCCUACAGGUCUCUUUGGUGCUGACCCUAGCUCGGUGGGUGAUCUAGCGGACGAUGCCCUGAUACCACGGCUAGGUUACAACCACAAGGUGGAGCCUGACAAGCCGAUUGACAUCGUCUUUCUAUUUGUUCAUGGCGCGUCAUUUUCCAGUAAGUUGUUUGACGCCAACCUAAAGGAGUUUCUUGGAUGUUUAACUCAAGUAAAUGACGAGUGGUUUUGGGAGUUGAGUCUGAGUUAUCACAUCGAAAUGAUAGAUUGGAAGUCGUGUUUGGCUCCAUAUCAGUUUAAGAGCAUUAGCCGUUGCAUGCCAAUUGAAUCAAUGUACGAAAGUGAAGAUGGUGGUGGAUCGCCGAAUGAUGAUGACCCAGCACUCAACAGACAAGCCACAGUUGUCCAGGCCGCCGGCAUGGACCCGGUAAGGUUCGGUUCGAGACUUGGUGUCUUCGGUUUAGAUGAUGCCAACACACCGCGGAGCGUGUCUAGUAGACGCUGCUCUGCCGAAUUGGUUACCGCAAAUGAGACUCCCCGAAGCUUCAUGUCACGCAUCUUUCGCUGGAAUUCAGACGACUCCAAAAAGGAGAAAAAAUCCCGCAACUCACGCUCUGGAAGUGACGACCUGAAAAUUAACGGUCUGCAAGGGGAGGCACUGCAAGGGGAAACACCCCAAGGGCAGACACUGCAAGGGGGGGAACUGCUUGGGGAGAGAUCGCAAGGGGAGAGACCGCAAGGGGAGAGACCGCAAGGGGAGAGACCGCAAGGGGAGAGACCGCAAGGGGAGAGACCGCAAGGGGAGGGACCGGGUCCUGGCCGGGAGGGCGUCCGUGCUAAAACGUUGGGCUUUGCGGGGGCGUUGGAAGGACUGCUGAACAACGUGAUGAGGAGUAGUUCGACCAAAUCCAAGGACCCCAUCGACCAGACAGAGGACCUGGUAAGGAUGUCAAGCAUGCAGCCUGUCCGCGUUGGCAGCCAUGACGAACCCGCUAUGGUGCCCAUCAACGCUGCCGCCGCCGCCGGAGAUUCCCCAAUUACGUCUUGGUCCUGA